GGGAAGUGGCGGUCCGGAAUCUAGGCGACGGGGCGAGACGGGGCGAGACGGGGCCGGUAGGUGGCAGGAAGGGGCUGGGCCGGAGCUGGCGGGAGGGCCAGGCCCCGAGGCCCCCGCCCUGGCUUGCCCGCCCCGGCCGCGGAAGAGAAUACGGAGGAUGAUCUCCAGAUACACUCGGAAGGCCGUGCCACAGAGCGUGGAGCUGAAAGGAAUAACAAAGCACGCUCUUAACCAUCAUCCCCUUCCAGAGCAACUGGAUGAUAUUUCCUCUACCAAUGACGGCUGUGGAAAAGAUACAAGUUCUCAAAGUGAGUCUGACAUCACCCAAGAAUCACCGUUUACAUCAACUGACACCGGGAACUCGCGUUCUGCUUUUCCAAGCUAUGCAGGCACAGGGAUCUCUACAGAAGGCAGCUCUGACUUCUCUUGGGGAUAUGGUGAACUUGACCAAAAUGCCACUGAGAAAGUGCAGGCCAUGUUCACCGCCAUCGAUGAGCUCCUGUACGAGCAGAAGCCGAGUUUGCACACACAGAGUCUGCAGAAAGAGUGCCAGCAGUGGGCAUUCAGCUUUCCUCACCUCAGGAUUUUAGGUAGGCAGAUAAUCACUCCAAGUGAAGGCUAUGGAUUGUACCCUCGAUCACCUUCUGCUGUGUCAACUUCACAUGAAGCAACCUUGUCUCAAGAGAGAGACUCUACCAUAUUUGGUAUAAGGGGAAAGAAGUUACAUUUUUCAUCUUCUUAUGCUCAUAAAGCAUCUCCCACCACUAAACCCUCUGGCUUGUCCACUGCGGAAGGGGGAGAGGAGGACUGUAUAAUCUUUUCUGAAGGAAUAAUUGAGGAGUACCUGGCUUUCGACCACACAGACGCGGAAGAGGGAUUUCAUGGAAACAAAUCAGAAGCAGCUACAGAGAAACAGAAAUUAGGGUACCCUCCCAUUGCACCAUUUUACUGCAUGAAAGAGGAUGUCCUUGCUUAUGUUUUUGACAGCGUGUGGAGCAAGGUUGUGGGCUGUAUGGAGCAGUUGACACGUAGUCACUGGGAGGGAUUUGCUUCUGAUGAUGAGAGUAACAUUGAAAUUACCAGACUGGAUUCGGCAAGUCCCUGUGUGCUGAAUGAACAGCAUCCCUUGGUUUUACCUCGAGUGCCGCAGUCUAAGGUGCUGUCCAUCACCUCAAAUCCGAUGAGUUUCUGUCAAGCAAGUGGUCACCAGCCAAACGUGAAUGGCCUCUUGGUUCACGGGAUGCCUCUACAGCCAAGGAACCUCUCCCUGAUGGAUAAGCUCCUAGAUCUUGAUGACAAGCUACUUAUGAGGCCUGGCUCCAGUUCCGUCCUUUCAAACCGAAAUUGGCCAAACCGAGUCCUGGACCUCAGUACAUCAUCUUUGUCAUAUACAGCACAGUCCGCCAGGAGACGCAACCCCCCACCACGCACCCUUCAUCCGAUCAGCACAAACCACUCACGUGCUGGGACACCAUGGCCUGCAGAAGAAAUCCUCAGAGGAUCCCAAGUUCCGGCGACUGCAGACACGCUCUCUUCUCCCUCACCGAUGCCCCUGGGUCGGAACAACCUGCUGCCACCUAUUGGAACAGCUGAAGUAGAACGGCUGAGCAACAUGGGGUCGCAGCGGCCAGCAAAAGCCCACGGUGACUCCAGCAGAGCUCGAAGUGCAGUGGUGGACGAGCCGAACCAGCAGCCCCGAGAGAGGCUCCUUUUACCUGUCUUCUCUAGACCCAACACAACUCAGUCAUUUUUGCCAGACACACAGUACCGAAAUUCCUGUGCAUCUGAGUAUCCUCACCAGGCCCAACCUGGCAGAGGGGCUGCAGGUACAGAGAACCCAAGGCUCCCAGCAUCCAUGUCAGGCAACUCACAACCACCUGUAAGUCCAGAUCCGAGAGAUCAGACUCCCUCUUCCGGCCCCCACAGGUCCUCAGUCACAUGGGUCUACAGAACCUCAAAGCAGAGGCGGACCCACCUCUAGAGCCAGGCGGUGAUCAAAGGACAAGUGAGAGCCCGCAGGGCUGCAGCAGACUGCGAACACAUGGAGGGCUUCAUGCACCAGUGCUCAGGCACCAAAUAAUGCACAGCUCCUACAGACAGCAGCUUGGUCCAUCUUCAAGGGUUAUCUUGGU
Molecule: messenger RNA, 2132 nt
Organism: Chionomys nivalis (European snow vole)
Lineage: Eukaryota; Metazoa; Chordata; Mammalia; Rodentia; Cricetidae
Gene: Fam149b1
Product: family with sequence similarity 149 member B1
Exons: 15
Coding region: 158-1981 (607 amino acids)
Biological process (GO): protein localization to cilium; cilium assembly
Source: RefSeq, a predicted model, not a curated record